UAUCGUACCCCAGGGUCGUCUUCCUGCAGUCCCCUCUUUGCAUACCGAGAAUCCUCCUGCAGACACCUGUUCUCCUUCAAGAUGAGUACAGAGAGGACGGGCGUGUUUCAAAACAUCCGGGUCUAUUGGCUCGCUUUCAUUGUAUACUGGGGCAUUGUCCUCUUCGGUUAUGAUACUGGUGUCGGAGGUGGUGUCGUUUCGCAGACCUACUUCCAGAUUCACUUCGGUCUCGUGAACGACGACGGCUCGAUCAACAAGGCCAGGGCAAACGAUGUUUCCUCCAACGUAGUAUCUGUCCUGCAGGCGGGUGCUUUCUUCGGUGCCCUGGGAAGUGCCCCCAUUUCUUCUGCGAUUGGGCGCAAAUUUACUCUCCUCGGGUUCACUAUUCUAUUCGCCGUCGGUGCCAUCCUUCAAACAAUCGCGGGUGGCUCGCGUGGUCUCGGGUACAUCUACGGCGGCCGAGUCGUCGCUGGUGUUGGUAUUGGUGCCAUUUCAGCGGUUGCGCCUGCCUUCGUCUCCGAGUGCUGCCCCAAGGAAGUGCGUGGUCGAAUCACUGGGUUCUUUCAGAUCAUGGUCGCCGCCGGUGUUAUGAUCUCCUACUUCAUCAAUCUUGGCAUCAGUCUUCACAUCAGUACGGGCCCCGCGAUCUGGCGUAUUCCCUUCGGUUUCCAGCUUGUCCCCGCUGGUAUCAUGGCCUUCGGCCUGCUUACGGUUAAGGAGUCGCCGCGUUGGCUGGCAUCCAAGGGCCGUAACGGACAGGCUCAGGAGAAUCUGGCGUACCUCCGUCGCCUCAGCCCCGACCACCCGAUCAUCCGCGAGGAGAUGGCUGAGAUUGAGGCUGCUAUUAAAGAGGAGCGUGAGGCGCGCAAUGGUCUCGGUCUUCGUGAGGCGUUCUUCGGCAAGGGCAACUUCAUCCGGUUCGUCAUCGCCAUAGCCAUCUUUAUCCUCCAGCAAUGGAGUGGUCAGAACUCGGUCAACUACUAUGCGCCGCAGAUCUUUGAGUCGAUCGGCUACACCGGAACGUCUGAGUCGCUGCUCGCUUCUGGGAUUUACGGCAUUGUCAAGCUCGUCGCGACCACACUCUUCGUGUUCUUCCUGGCAGACACCCUCGGCCGUAAGCGGUCGUUGUUGAUCUCGGCGUUGGGCAUGGGCGUUAUGUUCUUCAUUAUUGGUGCCCUCCUCAAGACGCACCCACCCGAUCCCGAUGCAGCAACACCCGCUCCCUCUUCGAAGGCUAUGGCCGCCAUGCUCUACAUCUAUGUCUGCUUCUAUUCCCUUGGCUGGGGUCCCUUGCCUUGGGUUUACGUCGCAGACAUCUUCCCGACCCGGACACGUCAUUUCGGUCUCGCCGCAGCGUCUGCGUCACAGUGGCUCUUCAACUUCGUGCUCUCCAAGGUGACACCGGCAAUGGUCUCUGCCUUGGGCUACAAGCUGUUCCUCAUGUUUGCCACCAUUAACAUCGGCGGCAUGGCAACAUUCGCUGCGAUCAUCCCCGAGACGAAAGGCCGGUCCCUGGAGGAGAUGGAUAUCAUCUUCGGCUCCGUCCAGGCGGAGCAGCGGCAAGCCGAUAUUCUCAAGCAAGAGCGUGUGCUCGAUCACGAGGUCCCAGAGGUGCAGUCCGUACGGUCCGACGUCGAGAAGUCGUGAGCCGGCGAGCGUGCGUUUGCCUGUGCGACAGGGGCGUCCGCUCCGUAGUACCCCUCGGCAUCCAUGUCUUCUGUUUACUACUGUCAGUGUAUGAGUAUCGAUGCCCUUGUCACGACCCUUUCAUGCUCUGGAGGAUAUGGAUAUCUUUAGUAUCUUAUUAGUGGCCUAUCUCCAUCCCGCAACGUGUUGUAUUUUAGCAAAAACAUUGUACAUCAUAGCAACGUCGGUCCAGACAAACAAUCGAUGAAUCGGAGCGAGGACUCUGAGCUACUCA
Messenger RNA from Rhodofomes roseus, 1921 nucleotides. RefSeq names its product general substrate transporter. The coding region runs from base 82 to 1647 and encodes 521 amino acids. The record is from RefSeq and is a predicted model, not a curated record. Gene Ontology annotation, biological process: transmembrane transport; carbohydrate transport. Gene Ontology annotation, molecular function: carbohydrate:proton symporter activity. Lineage: Eukaryota; Fungi; Basidiomycota; Agaricomycetes; Polyporales; Fomitopsidaceae. The transcript is spliced from 10 exons. Gene Ontology annotation, cellular component: membrane.